ACCUGCUAUUUACAUACUCGCCGUGGAACCUGUUCAACCUUUAAUUUAUUUAUGUUCGUUCAUCUUUCUUCAAAUCUGAUCCAACUUUGGGUCUGAACGAGAAAACUGAAGUCUAAUUUUUGAAAAAUAAUAAUAAUAAAUAAUAUAUCCAGAAAUAGUUCGGAUUCCGGUGGCACCCCACUGCUGGGUUAUUCGAAUCCAUUUCACGUUUUAUGUCUGUAUUAAAGUUUAAUUUUCUUGAGGAAGUUGUUCAAUUUUUACUAUUGGAUUUUCUGGCAUUUGAUUGUGCAUAUAUCGUUGUUGUUAUUGUUAUUUCUGACGAAAUUGGAUGGGAUCGAAGCCAUGGCAGCAUCCAGCUCCGACGUAUCGCGCUUUAGAGACCUAUUGGGACAGCGAUGAGGACGCCCCCGGACCUCGCUUCAGCCACACUCUCACCGCCGUUGCAGAUACCAAAAACCACGGCCCCCGCAUCAUCCUAUUUGGAGGCGCCACCGCUAUCGAGGGUGGCAAUGGCGGAGCCCCUGGCAUCCGGUUAGCUGGAGUUACGAAUUCUCUUCAUUCCUAUGAUGUUCUCACUAGAAAAUGGACCAGACUCCAACCGGCUGGUGAGCCGCCGUCUCCUAGGGCUGCACAUGCAGCAGCAGCUGUUGGCACCAUGGUAGUGUUUCAGGGUGGGAUAGGUCCUGCCGGGCAUUCUACUGAUGAUUUGUAUGUGCUUGACUUGGCCAAUGAUAAAUACAAGUGGCACCGAGUUGUUGUUCAAGGACAGGGUCCAGGGCCGAGAUAUGGCCAUGUCAUGGACUUUGUGGCACAAAGAUACCUUGUUACCGUUAGCGGCAAUGAUGGAAAAAGACUGCUCUCUGAUGCCUGGAUUCUGGAUACUGCCCAAAAACCAUACAUGUGGCAGAAGCUUAAUCCAGAAGGUGAUAGACCUUCUGGUAGAAUGUAUGCAACGGCUAGUGCACGAUCUGAUGGUAUGUUUUUGCUUUGUGGCGGAAGAGACACCUCAGGCAUGCCACUAGCAGAUGCAUACGGACUGCUUAUGCAUCGGAAUGGGCAGUGGGAAUGGACUCUGGCACCCGGGGUUGCACCUUCCCCGAGGUAUCAACAUGCUGCAGUUUUUGUUGGUGCAAGAUUGCAUGUUACUGGGGGCGUUCUUAGGGGCGGACGAGCAGUAGAAGGUGAAGCAGCAAUUGCAGUACUGGACACCGCUGCUGGAGUUUGGCUAGACAGAAAUGGGCUGGUGACUUCACGGAGCAACAAGGUACAUGCCGAGGAUCCCUCUUUGGAGGUUAUGCAUCGUCAUCGCCAUGCAGCUGCAUCUGUUGGUGUUAGAAUAUAUGUUUAUGGUGGUCUUAGAGGAGAUACUUUGUUAGAUGAUUUUAUGAUCGCAGAAAAUUCUCCAUUUCAAUCUGACAUCAUUUCCCCAGUUUUAACAUCUGAAACAGCCUCAACAACUACAAGUCCAAGGUCAAACCAUCCUAAUUUAACUUCAGAUACUCCCGCACCAACUCCAGAUGGAAGACCUGAAAUCUCCUUUGCAAACACAAAUUCCAUGGAGAAACUCGCUCAAGCAUCUGCUGCUGAAGCCGAGGCUGCUAAUGUUGUCUGGAGGGCAGCGCAGGCAUCAGUUAACCUUGAAGAACCUUCUGUAUCAGAUAAUAAUUUGCAAGCUGCAGAGGCCAUUUUGGAGGGAAGUGAUAUCGAGGCUGAUGUUCGCCUUCAUACUAGAGCGGUUGUAGUUGCAAGAGAAGCUGUGGGGAACUUGGGGGGUAUGAUUAGGCAGUUAUCCUUGGACCAAUUUGAAAAUGAAAGUAGACGAAUGGUUCCAUUGCAUAAUGAUCUGUCACAUCCAACCAAAAAGUUCACGAGGCAGAAGUCUCCUCAAGGCCUGCAUAAAAAGAUCAUAUCUACGUUGCUUAAGCCUCGAAAUUGGAAGCCUCCUGCUUACAGAAAGUUCUUUUUGGACUCUUAUGAAGUGGGUGAACUUUGUUAUGCCGCCGAGCAGAUCUUCAUGCAUGAGCCCACAGUUCUCCAGCUGAAAGCUCCUAUCAAAGUGUUCGGUGAUCUUCAUGGACAGUUUUGUGAUCUGAUGCGGCUAUUUGAUGAAUAUGGAUUUCCUUCCACUGCAGGAGACAUAACUUAUAUUGACUAUUUGUUUCUGGGAGACUAUGUCGAUCGAGGACAGCACAGCUUGGAGACCAUCACUUUGCUCCUGGCUCUGAAGAUUGAAUACCCUGAGAAUUUUCACUUGAUACGUGGGAAUCAUGAAGCUGCUGACAUUAAUGCACUUUUUGGCUUUCGCAUUGAAUGCAUUGAAAGAAUGGGAGAGAGGGAUGGGAUCUGGGCGUGGACACGUUUCAAUCAAAUGUUUAACUGUCUUCCACUUGCUGCAUUGAUUGAGAAGAAAAUAAUCUGCAUGCAUGGUGGCAUAGGGAGGUCGAUAAACGCAGUAGAACAGAUAGAGAAACUCGAGAGGCCUAUAACAAUGGAUGCCGGGUCAAUCGUACUCAUGGAUUUGUUGUGGUCUGAUCCUACUGAAAAUGAUAGUGUAGAGGGUUUGAGACCAAAUGCCAGAGGACCCGGUCUUGUCACAUUCGGGCCUGAUCGGGUCACAGAUUUCUGUAAGAAGAACAAAUUGCAAUUAAUCAUAAGAGCACAUGAAUGUGUUAUGGAUGGAUUUGAACGAUUUGCUCAGGGCCAGUUAAUCACUUUAUUUUCUGCAACCAACUAUUGUGGAACGGCGAACAAUGCUGGGGCAAUAUUGGUUAUUGGUAGAGGGUUGGUUGUUGUUCCUAAACUAAUUCAUCCGUUACCACCUCCUCUUCAGUCCCCAGAGACAUCUCCUGAGCGAUUUACAGACGAUACGUGGAUGCAGGAGCUUAAUAUUCAAAGACCACCAACUCCAACACGAGGUCGCCCACAGCCCAGCCUAGACCGAAAUUCACUUGCCUAUAUUUAACGUCACUCAUUGAUCCGUGUAUAUUGUAAUGUUGCACGGGAACAAAAUUCUUUCGGGGGGACAGUUAUUCGAUGUUCAAGUUGAAGCCCUGGAAUUUAUUGUCCACACUGCUGUAUUCUACAGAUACAAGAAGUGUUGUUUUGUUGUAAUACACACUGAGAAGGGUGGUAGGUAAAUUGAUGGAUGAUGCAGUUUUUCUGAUACUGGAAGAGUAUAUUGUGGGGGGACAUUGUAUUUUUAUUAUAAAAAUUACGGAAAAAUUAAUAUAAAGUAAUCACAGAAAGAUAGGUAAGUUUACAUAU
Olea europaea var. sylvestris is the source of this 3264-nucleotide messenger RNA. Its product is annotated as serine/threonine-protein phosphatase BSL1-like. Lineage: Eukaryota; Viridiplantae; Streptophyta; Magnoliopsida; Lamiales; Oleaceae. The transcript is spliced from 21 exons. The coding region runs from base 329 to 2962 and encodes 877 amino acids. The record is from RefSeq and is a predicted model, not a curated record. Gene Ontology annotation, molecular function: phosphoprotein phosphatase activity; protein binding. Gene Ontology annotation, biological process: brassinosteroid mediated signaling pathway.